UUCGGUUUCAGUUUAUACCCAGCUUUCACAUCAGACACACAUUGUACCUUUCGAUUGGAAAACGAUGCCAGUUUUGAAACUAUACACUUUCUACACCAAAUUCUUUCCAUCCGCCAAAGUGCGUCGCAAGGAGUUGGCGCGCAGGUGGUACUUGUUGAAGUUCAGGCGGAUGCGAGAGUUCCGAAGUGAGCUCACAGCCAGGACUACCCGCCAAUCCGUGCCGUCAUCCGUGGGUAACAGCGAACUGCUCUCGAAGCAUGUGAUCGGCAGCUUUCGACUGCAAUUGCAGUGCGAUUCGUACUCGAAGCGGCUUGAGAUCACGGCCACACUGGCGAACCCCGUAGUUCCGCCGGAUGCGGAUCCCGCGCCGGAGGAGGAGCAGCUCUACGAGCUGUACAUCUGCAGUAGCCAGGGCCAGUUGCUGGGCAAGGUUCCGUUCAUGGAGAGCGACUACCGACGCGCAGCCCGCACGGCCAUCGAUUGCAUGACCAUCUAGACAUUCGCCCGCAACGUUUUUGCCAUUUCAAAAUCCCCUUUGUUGUGCAUUCCCUUUGACAUGAAAGGGGAGGAGGAGGAGGUGGAUGAGGAGGUGGAAUAUUUUUCAUCCUGGGAACGGCCAAAUGACAGCCAUUACUUGCGAUGUACUAGGACGACAUGCUGAACGGACUGUCGAGUAUCGAUUACCUGUUACGACUCCAUUUUCAUAGCUUUCAUAGCUCCUGCCGCUUUGUGGCAAAUUGUAAAAAGCUGUGAACAGCUGUAGAACGAUAUUUGGACCUUAAAUUUUAAGUAAAUUCAUUAAAUAAUUUAAAGUGGCUUACAGAAGCUUUAGCAGAUUUAUACAGCAUAAUUACCUUAGUAAAUAAAAUUUAUCAAGAGACGAAA
This is a messenger RNA of Drosophila teissieri, 885 nucleotides long. RefSeq lists its product as uncharacterized. The transcript has a single exon. NCBI's taxonomy places the organism in Eukaryota, Metazoa, Arthropoda, Insecta, Diptera, Drosophilidae. Bases 65 to 496 code for a protein of 143 amino acids. The record is from RefSeq and is a predicted model, not a curated record.